Molecule: messenger RNA, 1998 nt
Organism: Fusarium venenatum
Lineage: Eukaryota; Fungi; Ascomycota; Sordariomycetes; Hypocreales; Nectriaceae
Source: RefSeq, a predicted model, not a curated record
AUGCCUCUGUUUCAAUAUUCUGUUCUUAACUCUCAGCAAAUUCGGUUCUUAGCUUUGCACCCUGGAGCCCCUCAAGAUCCUCUUGCCGGUACUCUUUUUGUUGAUGAUCUCGAUCAAGACAGGGAGCCGCCUUACUAUGAGGCAUUAUCCUACUGUUGGGGAGAUCAGUCAUCGCCAGACACCAUCCUACUCAAAGAGCGAGUCUGGUCUGGCGAAGGAGGCGAUGUUGACAUCGGGAGGAAUCUAGCCGCAGCUCUACGGCAACUUCGCCACCCCCAGCAAGAACGAAUCAUUUGGUGUGAUGCCAUCUGUAUCAAUCAAAAGGACCUCGCCGAGCGUUCGUUGCAAGUAAAACGCAUGACCGAAAUCUAUAGCCUUGCUGCCAAGGUUAUGAUAUGGCUUGGCCCUGAAACCUCUUGGUCUACUACUGCCAUGAAUACCCUACGCUGGGCGGGGAACCAAAUCAAAUCAUCAAAUUAUUCAGUUGAGCAUACCACUAUGUAUUACAACUCCAGGGAAACAGCAGACCCUCGGAUUCAUGACCCAGACACCCCUCUUCCACUAAGUACGGAACAAUGGAGAGCUAUAGAGCACCUGCUGGACUUGGACUGGCACAAGCGCUUGUGGACGCUUCAAGAAGUAGCGUUGGCAGACGAAAGGACUUGUACUGUUGCUCUCGGCCACGAGGAAAUGAUGUGGGCGACGUUUAAGGAUACCCUCUUGUUUGUGUCUACAUUCAAACAGCCGGCACCUGAUUUGAGACUUGAUCCCGUUCGUUACAGCUCUAACGUAACAACCUUCACCAUAAAAGCUCAAAUAAAAAACUACCGCGGUAAUUGUACUUUGAUGCCUGCUAUUCUAUGGUCGUCGACUUUUCAAUGCUCUGACGACCGAGACAAGGUAUUUGCCUGCCGUGGUUUGGUAGAACCUGAGGCAGCCCAGGCCAUUGAAGUUGACUAUACUAAGUCUACCAAGGAGGUUUUUGCUUCAGUAUGCCUUGAUACCCUUUUCCGAGAACAGUCGCUCCAGUUUUUGGGCUACUGUAAAGCACCUGUCAGUCCGAGCUGGGUAGCUGACUUGGGGAGGCCUUUCGCCUUAGCCGUGACUGACGGUAAUGUCGCUCCAAAAUCAGUUCCUGAAGCAUGUCUUAUUGAACCCGGUGUGCUAGAGGUAGCUGGAGUCUUUUGUGACGAGUUGGUCGGGGCUCCUCUUCUAAUACCUGCAAAGGAGACUCUCCUACAUACGCCUGCGGGAUAUCUUGAGGUGAUUGCUGACGCAGUGCAAAGUCUGUGUAGUAAGGACUUACUACAGGAUGACACGCGCCUCGAUCCGUUGAUUAUGGCACUGACAUAUGGAUCUGUCCGAGAUUAUUACAUUGAGACAUUGGAUCCAAUGGAAAGAAGCCCACUGCGCUCCAUUGCGGACUGGCGGAACAAAAUACGAGGGCUGAUAAAUGGCGACUUGAAAGAUGGCCAUGACACAGUAGAUCCGGAUGAGGUAUAUCAACGCUCUACACCUGGAGAAAUAUAUGCAAGUGGGUGCGUGAAGACUAGGAAAGAUUGCUACAUACGGGUUCCACCAGAGAGUCUCAAGGGUGACUUGGUGGUAGUCAUUCUUGGUUUAGAUCAACCGCUGGUGCUACGUCCAGGGACCAAACCGAACACAUACUCUGUUAUAGGCUCAUGCUACCACCCAGGACUUGCAGACGGGACAGCGCUACUUGGAAACGAAGUUUCUGGCUGGGAGAGGCUAUGGGAUCGGGGUUUGUUUCAGACUGCUUUCCACAAAGAGGGAAUUUUGCGUUACACCGACCCACGGCUUGACGAUGUUCCUCUCGAGGAUGGCUUUUACGAAGUCAUUCAGACAAUCAACGGUCGCAAGAUUCCCCUUUGGUUGCAUAAAGAGAACGAUGUCAAGGAUCCGUUGAAAGAUCCUCGUAUGAGAGAAGGAGCAUUGUUGAAAAGGGGUGUGCCAGUGAAGAGGCUUCAGUUGAUAUGA